This is a messenger RNA of Anopheles coustani, 1056 nucleotides long. RefSeq lists its product as uncharacterized. NCBI's taxonomy places the organism in Eukaryota, Metazoa, Arthropoda, Insecta, Diptera, Culicidae. The transcript is spliced from 2 exons. The record is from RefSeq and is a predicted model, not a curated record. The coding region runs from base 1 to 1056 and encodes 351 amino acids.
AUGAAGGUCCUUUUAGUACUGUGUGCACUCACGGUGUGCGCAUCAGCCACUUUCGACCAACUGUUUAAAGGAAAGAAGGACUUCGACCUCAGCGGACUCUUCGAGGGUCUGUUUGACAAGGGAGGUCACUCAAAGGGAGGACCUCCGCCUUCUUCCUACCACCCGCCGCCUCGUCCCGUCUACGGACCUCCACCAGUGCACCACGCACCCCCACCACCGCCGGUGUACGGUCCGCCUGCUCCAGUGUACGGACCUCCACCAGUGCAUCACGCUCCGCCACCUCCACCCCCGCCUCCGCCAGUGUACGGACCGCCUGCUCCGGUUUACGGACCUCCGCCAGCACACCACGGACCUCCGCCGCCGCCACCUCCGCCACCACGUCCCGUCUACGGACCUCCGCCAGCACAUCACGGACCUCCGCCUCCGCCACCUCCGCCACCACGUCCAGUCUACGGACCUCCGCCAGCACAUCACGGACCUCCGCCACCACCUCCACCACCACCUCGCCCGGUCUACGGACCUCCGCCAGUACAUCACCACGCCCCUCCUCCACCACCACCACCACCACCACGCCCGGUCUACGGACCUCCGCCAGUACAUCACCACGCCCCUCCACCACCAGUAUACGGACCGCCUCCGGUACACCACGCACCUCCCCCACCACCGCCACCACCACCACGUCCCGUCUACGGACCUCCGCCAGUGCAUCACCACGCCCCUCCACCACCCCCACCACCACCACCACGCCCCGUCUACGGACCUCCGGCUCCUGUGUACAACCCACCUCCGCCACCGCCAGCACCUGUGUACAGCGCUCCUGUAUAUAGCGCUCCUCCUGCACCUCUACCACCGCCACCGCCGCCACCACCGCCGCCGCAGCCACAGCCGGUGUAUCAGCCUCCGCAAACGUUCUACAGUGCGCCGGAGCCCAUCCAGCUGCUGCCGCUCGAGCACAAGCCGGUCAGCUUCUCCGGCGUCAGUUCGGCCUCGGUCGCGUCCGGUUCCGUCACCGGCGAGGGCUACCACUACGGUGUCGGGCACGGCUCCGGCCACUAG